ACUAGAAAUUGGCCUAUUGCAACAUUAUUUGGCUUGCUUACAUGGCUUCUAUUUGGCUAGCUCUUGUAGUAGUUGCAAUGCUUGCUUAUUUUCUUCAAGAAUUAAUGAGGAAGAAGAAGAAACUUCCUCCAGGACCAAGAGGACUUCCACUUAUUGGGAAUCUUCACCUAGAUUUUUAUAAAAUAGCCAAGGAAUAUGGUCCCAUAAUGUCCAUGCGAUUUGGUCUUGUUCCUGUCGUUGUUGCUUCCUUUCCUUAUGCUGCAGAACAAUUCUUGAAAAACCAUGAUCUUGUUUUUGCUAGUAGACCUUACAGUGAAGUUUCUCAAUACAUUUUCUAUAAUCAGAGAAAUCUUGUCUCUAGCAAGUACGGACCUUAUUGGCGAAAUAUGCGUAAAUUGUGCACUCUACAAUUGCUUAGCAAUGUCAAGAUCCAUUCUUUUCAGCCUAUGAGGAAACAACAAGUUGGAACUCUUGUGAAUUUCCUCAAACAGGCGGCUGCUUCUGAUGGCGAUGUUGUCGUGAAUCUUAGUGAUAAAAUUGGAUCUCUUAGCACAAACAUGGCGUGCAUGAUGUUAUUUGGGAAGAAGUACAUGGACGAGGAUCUUGGCGAGAAGGGUUUCAAGGCUCUGGUUCAAGAGACUGCGUAUAAUAGCGAUGCCAAAACUUGGUGAUUACAUUCCUUUUCUUCGUGUGCUUGAUCUCCAACGAUUGACUCGUCGUAUGAAAGAAUUAGCUAAGCUUUUUGAUGAAUUUUUGGAGAGAGUUAUCGACGAACAUGUUCAUCAAUCCACUAAUGAGCAUAAGCAAGCUAAAGAUAUUGUUGAUACACUGAUGAGCAUUAUGCACUCUGGAGAAGCUGAGUUUGAUCGUCGCCAUGUCAAAGCAAUUUUGCUGGACUUGCUGAUGGCUUCUAUGGAUACUUCAUCAACAACGGUUGAAUGGAUUUUUUCAGAACUCUCAAGGAACCCCGAUGUAAUGAAAUAACUCCGGAAUGAGUUGGAACAAGUUGUUGGUAAAAACAGAAUGGUAGAAGAAUCAGAUUUAGAAAAUUUUGAGUACUUAGAUAUGGUUAUAAAAGAAGGUUUUAGGCUCCAUCCAGUAGUAACACUAUUAAUUCCUCACGAGUCCAUUGAAGAUUGCACGGUUGAUGGUUUUCAUAUACGUAAAGGAUCUCGAUUUUUGGUCAAUGUUUGGGCAAUUGGAAGAGAUCCAGAUGUUUGGCCUGAGCCAGAAAAGUUCGAACUAGAGAGAUUUUUGGGACCCAACAUUGAUGUCAAAGGGCACAGUUUUCAACUUUUACCAUUUGGCUUUGGUAGAAAAAGUUUCCCUAGUUUGCAGCUUGGCCUCACUAUUGUCCGAUUGUUGGUAGCACAAUUGGUUCACUGCUUUGAUUGGGAGUUACCAAAUAAUAUGUUGUCAAAAGAUCUUGACAUGAAUGAGAAAUUUGGUUAGUUACUACGAGAGUUCAACAUAUAAUGACCAUUCCAACAUAUCGUUUGCAUGUAUAGUAGAUUAAAAUCUCAAUAAUAUGUAGUUCAAGAUUAGUUGCACUUUCUUAAUUUGGCCUGAAUAAUUAUACGAGGGAAAGGCAAAAAAGAGGGGGAUUUUGUCUUAUGUUCAUGAUUUUAGAUGUAUUCUUCUAAA
Molecule: messenger RNA, 1644 nt
Organism: Nicotiana tabacum (common tobacco)
Lineage: Eukaryota; Viridiplantae; Streptophyta; Magnoliopsida; Solanales; Solanaceae
Source: RefSeq, a predicted model, not a curated record